AAUGAAUCAAAUCAUUGAGUGCAGCAGCUCUGAGGUUACUGUUACAGCUCACAUUAAGGCAAGAUGGAUCAAGGGACUGAAGGAGACAGGAAGAUGGCAGAAGAGCAACCCGAGAGCCACUACUGUGUCUGGGCACAUCAACUACAGACUGCAAGGGACUGAAGGAGACAGGAAGAUGGCAGAAGAGCAACCCGAGAGCCACUACUGUGUCUGGGCACAUCAACUACAGACUGCAAGAAUGAAUCAAAUCAUUGAGUGCAGCAGCUCUGAGGUUACUGUUACAGCUCACAUUAAGGCAAGAUGGAUCAAG
This is a messenger RNA of Rangifer tarandus platyrhynchus (Svalbard reindeer), 310 nucleotides long. The record is from the annotation of a GenBank genome assembly. NCBI's taxonomy places the organism in Eukaryota, Metazoa, Chordata, Mammalia, Artiodactyla, Cervidae.